GAGCCCAGGUGGAAGCCUCCGGUGGAAGGUGAGACGAUGGGCGUCAUGACGUACCAGGAAUACGCGAAGGAGAACUUCGGCGAGGAGCUCCCGGGUGACUUCCUGGACGAGUACUACACCGGGGGCCGCGUGCCAAGCUGGGAGGACAACCGGCGCCACAGGUGGGGCGUACAGAAGCUCGCAGCCGUGGUGGCCGCGGGACGGGCAGUGGGCAUCGAACCCAUCAAGCAGGUCUAUCCCCUGGAGCCCCGCAUAGCGCUGGACCACAAGGCCCUGGCGAAGAUCGGCUCGGACGGGUUCCGCUACUUUGGGCCCAUGGACAUCAGGUAUGCGUCCAAUGGAUUCUACGGCGCCUCCCUGGUUGAGCGCCGGAUGGAAGGCCAGCGGCCGCAAGACAUGCUGGCCAUGCUGAUGACGGACUCCGUCUUCGGCGCCCACCUGCAGCAGGAUGCCUCCGGGCAAUUCCAGGUGGACCUCCGCGGCCUGGCCAAGUACGCGCCCAUCCCGGGCUACGCGAAGCUGGGGGGGCGCGCUGCCUUCCGGCUGGAGGGCGGCCUGCUGCGAACGGUGGAGCUCGAGUACAACGACACCGUGUACGACAACUUCACGGACCCUGAGGUGGAUGCGGCCUACGCGCGGAACGUGCGCAAGGGCUGGCGUAUGGCGGAGGCCGCGUUCAUCGCCUCCCUGCUGUCCAUGACAAACCUGGUGAUGCAUGUGAAGGACCUGCACCUGGAGAUCGCCAGCGCCUUUCAGGCGGUCACCGUGGACGCCUUUGCCCAGAGGCCCAAGCACCCGGUGAGGCGUUUGCUGGACGCCUUCAUCAGCCGUAGCGUGCAGGCCACCAACGACAACAUGCGGCUGCUCUUCGACUUCCAUGCGGCGGACUUCUCGCUGGCGCCCUUGCCCUACCAGGAGCAGCUGAAGCUCAUCGACGACUUCAUCAGGGCGGAGCCCCGGAACCUGGCCGACAUGGACAUGGAGCGCUACGGGCGACUGCGGCACAUGGACCCCGAGUUCUCCACCAAGGAGGCCGUGGUGAACUCCAGCAGCUGGGGCUGGCGCUGGCACUACCGGGCGCUGACGGUGCAGAAGCUGCUGGUGGCCUACGUGGACUGCUUCCUGGGCGCCGAGGGCCUGGAUGCGGCGGCGGUGGAGGCGGACAGCUACCUGAAGGAUUGGUGGCAGAGGAUGAUCUACCACCUGCCCUCGCUGCGGAGGGCUACGGAAGAGAACCCGGACUGGGCGGAGGUGGAGCUUGAAAGGGCCAGCCUCGUGCGGGCGGUGAGUACCAUCAUGCUUUGGGUCUCCUGGAUCCACGAGGACGUGGGCCACUCUGCCGCGGCCUACGUCUGGAACCCGCUGUACACCCCGAUGUGCGUGCCGGAGGAUGGCGUGGGCGUGCCCUUGUUGAGCUGGGCCUUCAACGCCAUGGCCUACCGCGGCUUCGUGUUUCUGCACCGGUCCACGCUCUUGGAAGAAGCCCCCAGCUUCUGGUUCGACGGAAACGCCGACAGCCGGCAGUGCUUCGAAGACUUCCAGGAGGCGCUGCGGGGUCUUGGUGAGAGCGACGUGGCCUUCAGUGAGUGCGAGAAGGAUGGAUUCUACUCCUGCGUGGGGCGGGUGGAGACGGCGGUGUCUUCCUGAAGUUUUAAGGCAUGGCGGCCAAGAUGGCCCAUGGCUUCUCAGGUCAGCAUUUCGAAACAAGUUGGGUAGAGCCAGCAGUGAAAUUGCCGGGUGCUGGGGAAAGUUCCUGCUGGCGGGGAGUAAACCCGCCCACAGCGAGCGGGAGGCG
Molecule: messenger RNA, 1795 nt
Organism: Effrenium voratum
Lineage: Eukaryota; Dinophyceae; Suessiales; Symbiodiniaceae
Source: the annotation of a GenBank genome assembly